ACAAAGGGAAAUUGUGCUUUUCCAGCAUGCUUACUGACCCUGAUUUACCUCAGGAGUUUGAAAGGAUGUCUUCCAAGCGGCCAGCCUCUCCGUAUGGGGAAGCAGAUGGAGAGGUAGCCAUGGUGACAAGCAGACAGAAAGUGGAAGGAGAGGAGAGUGACGGGCUCCCAGCCUUUCACCUUCCCUUGCAUGUGAGUUUUCCCAACAAGCCUCACUCUGAGGAAUUUCAGCCAGUUUCUCUGCUGACGCAAGAGUCUUGUGGCCAUAGGACUCCCACUUCUCAGCACAAUACAAUGGAAGUUGAUGGCAAUAAAGUUAUGUCUUCAUUUGCCCCACACAACCCAUCUACCUCACCUCAGAAGGCAGAAGAAGGUGGGCGGCAGAGUGGCGAGUCCUUGUCUACGACAGCUCUGGGCACCCCCGAAAGGCGCAAAGGCAGCUUAGCUGAUGUUGUGGACACCUUGAAGCAAAGGAAAAUGGAGGAGCUCAUCAAAAAUGAGCCAGAAGAAACCCCCAGUAUCGAAAAGCUACUCUCUAAGGACUGGAAAGACAAGCUUCUUGCAAUGGGAUCAGGGAACUUUGGCGAAAUAAAAGAAUGUGCCUUCAGCAAGGUUAAAAACUGCACACUGUGUGAACGGGAAGAGGGAGAAGAAUGUGCCCUGACGUUGAACAUUGCUGUUUGGUGGCAUCGCGCCAGUUCCACUCGGAACGAAACACCGCCGGGUCCGGAGCAGCCCUCACAGUGGUUCUUAAGUUUGGGCCCCAGGUUGCAACCAGGUGUCAGUCCAUCUCGUUGA
This is a messenger RNA of Echinops telfairi (small Madagascar hedgehog), 797 nucleotides long. RefSeq names its product transcription factor SOX-5-like. The coding region runs from base 27 to 797 and encodes 256 amino acids. The record is from RefSeq and is a predicted model, not a curated record. Gene Ontology annotation, biological process: cell fate commitment; positive regulation of chondrocyte differentiation; regulation of transcription by RNA polymerase II. The transcript is spliced from 6 exons. Gene Ontology annotation, molecular function: DNA-binding transcription factor activity, RNA polymerase II-specific; RNA polymerase II cis-regulatory region sequence-specific DNA binding. Gene Ontology annotation, cellular component: nucleus. Lineage: Eukaryota; Metazoa; Chordata; Mammalia; Afrosoricida; Tenrecidae.